Messenger RNA from Panicum hallii, 1295 nucleotides. Its product is annotated as 4-hydroxy-tetrahydrodipicolinate synthase 2, chloroplastic-like. Bases 53 to 1183 code for a protein of 376 amino acids. The record is from RefSeq and is a predicted model, not a curated record. Lineage: Eukaryota; Viridiplantae; Streptophyta; Magnoliopsida; Poales; Poaceae. The transcript is spliced from 3 exons. Gene Ontology annotation, molecular function: 4-hydroxy-tetrahydrodipicolinate synthase activity.
GCCCGCGUCAAAAACCUGUCUGGCUGUUGUUUUCCUUUCUCCCCGGAGAAACAUGGCGCUGCCGAUGGCUAACCCGGGCGCCCGUCUCGUCGGCUGGAAGGAGGCCCCCGCGCUGGGCAUGGGGCCGGCGUCGCGGCUAGCACCGCCCCGCCGCGCCGCGGUCGCCCCGCACAGGACUGGCAGAGGGAAGUUUCCAGUGGCAGCCAUCAUUCUAGAUGACUAUCUUCCAAUGCAAAGUACUGAAGUGAAAAAUCGGACAUCGACAGGCGACAUCACAAGUCUAAGACUAAUCACAGCAGUCAAAACUCCCUAUUUGCCAGAUGGAAGAUUCGAUCUCGAAGCGUAUGAUUCUUUGAUAAACAUGCAGAUAGAGGGUGGUGCUGAAGGUGUAAUAGUUGGUGGAACAACAGGAGAGGGUCACCUUAUGAGCUGGGAUGAACACAUCAUGCUCAUUGGUCGUACUGUUAACUGCUUCGGCAGUAGAAUUAAAGUGAUAGGUAACACGGGAAGUAACUCAACUAGAGAGGCUGUUCACGCUACAGAGCAGGGAUUUGCUGUUGGCAUGCAUGCUGCUCUCCACAUCAAUCCUUACUACGGGAAGACCUCAACUGAAGGAUUGAUCUCUCACUUCGAGGCUGUGCUUCCGAUGGGUCCAACUAUAAUUUAUAACGUGCCAUCAAGGAGUGGCCACGAUAUUACCCCUGAAAUUAUUGAGGCAAUUUCAAGAUACUCAAACCUGGCGGGUGUGAAAGAAUGUGUUGGACACGAGAGGGUGAAGUGCUAUACUGACAAGGGUAUUACAAUAUGGAGCGGCAACGAUGACGAAUGCCAUGAUUCUAGGUGGAAAUAUGGUGCUACUGGAGUCAUUUCUGUAGCAAGCAACCUUGUUCCUGGUCUCAUGCGCAGCCUCAUGUAUGAAGGUGAGAAUGCAGUGCUAAAUGAGAAGUUGUUGCCUUUGAUGAAAUGGUUAUUUUGCCAGCCAAAUCCCAUCGCUCUCAACACUGCUCUGGCUCAGCUUGGGGUGGUAAGGCCCGUCUUCAGAUUGCCGUAUGUUCCGGUUCCUCUUGCAAAGAGGAUUGAGUUUGUCCGAAUUGUUGAAGCUAUUGGACGGGAAAACUUUGUGGGACAGCAAGAGGCACGGGUUCUCGAUGAUGAUGAUUUUGUUUUGAUCAGUAGGUAUUAGUAAGUGAGCUUUGAUAUUCCUAGGUAUUUUGAUGAAUAAGUGUCUUGUCACGAGGAUUUUCAUACUUUCAAUGAAUAAAACUGUCUCAUGGAAUGAAUGCGGUUUUGGCUUA